Messenger RNA from Gastrolobium bilobum, 747 nucleotides. RefSeq names its product squamosa promoter-binding-like protein 3. The record is from RefSeq and is a predicted model, not a curated record. Lineage: Eukaryota; Viridiplantae; Streptophyta; Magnoliopsida; Fabales; Fabaceae. Bases 26 to 511 code for a protein of 161 amino acids. The transcript is spliced from 2 exons. Gene Ontology annotation, molecular function: DNA binding. Gene Ontology annotation, cellular component: nucleus.
UUCUAUUUAUAUCAAGGUUUUAUAUAUGGUCUUGUUCUCCUUAACCGUCUUCUGGAUCUCUCUUUCUUUCUCUGAACUAAUGGACCCAAACAGGUCAGAGAGAAAGAGAACAUUGAGGUACAAAGAAGAGAAUGAUGAGGGAGCAGAGGAAGAGGAAGAGGUUAACGAGAUGGAUUUCGAAGAAGAUGGAAGGAGGAAGAGAGUGGUGAAAAAUCCCUAUAGCAAGAGAGGGUCUAAAGCUGGAGGCUCAAUGUUACCUUCUUGUCAGGUAGAUAGUUGUGAUGCUGAUUUAAGCGAAGGUAAGCAGUAUCACCGAAGACAUAAGGUUUGUGUGUACCAUGCCAAGUCUCCAUCCGUACACAUUGCAGGACAGAUGCAAAGGUUUUGCCAGCAACGUAGCAGAUUUCAUGAGCUUUCAGAAUUUGAUGACUCAAAAAGGAGUUGUAGAAGGCGUUUGGCUGGGCAUAACGAGAGGCGUCGCAAAAGUACAUUUGACUAUCAUGGAGAAUGAUUUCAUUGGUGAGAUGGACAUUUAUGAACAUUGAGGCAAGCAUGUCAUUCUGAUAAAAUCCCCAGCCAUAUUCGAAUUACUGUUACUGCUCUCCAAAGAUGUUCUCUAUCUUCUAUCAAUCUAUAUGCAGAGAUUGUUCCUGUUAGUUACAUUUAUGAGAGGAUAUCUUCACCUAGACUCCUUAAGAUCUUGCUUGAACACAUGACUUUUGAAAGUAUUGGUUUCUUUUGCAUACU